Molecule: messenger RNA, 426 nt
Organism: Suillus clintonianus
Lineage: Eukaryota; Fungi; Basidiomycota; Agaricomycetes; Boletales; Suillaceae
Exons: 2
Coding region: 1-426 (141 amino acids)
Source: RefSeq, a predicted model, not a curated record
AUGUGGGAUGAUCAUACUGAACAUUGGAAAGGUCUGUCUGUCAUUGUCAUCCGUGGUCACCCAAUCACAGUCGAAUACUGGCCGUUACUCUAUCGCUAUGGAAAACAGCAGCAGUGGCAGGGCAUGAAGAAUAAAUGGAAUGAUUGGCAGGUUGUCAUCGAGCGUUACCAUCAAGGCAGUCCUGAGCAGUUCUGGGCCACCUUCAGUGCCAAAGGAGAGCACAUGAAGUUUACCACAAUCAUCCAGAAGCUGCAUGAUAUACGCAUGUCAGUUGACUCUCGCCUUGCAGAACAGGCACACAGAGAGUUUGGUGCCACCUUCGACACUCAUUUUACCUACCGGAGAGGAGGACAAGAGUUCGUCAUGACAAAGGCAUCUGCUGUUGCAAAAAGAUUCAUUGAGUUGACCGGCAAAGGUCUGGCAUGA